Myzus persicae (green peach aphid) is the source of this 349-nucleotide messenger RNA. Its product is annotated as glucose dehydrogenase [FAD, quinone]-like. Gene Ontology annotation, molecular function: flavin adenine dinucleotide binding; oxidoreductase activity. Lineage: Eukaryota; Metazoa; Arthropoda; Insecta; Hemiptera; Aphididae. The transcript has a single exon. The record is from RefSeq and is a predicted model, not a curated record. The annotation marks the transcript as partial.
ACUGUAACUAUUGAGUGUCGGCAAACUGGGUGUCGGCGAAUUGGGUGUCGGCGAACUGGGUGUCGGCGAAUUGGGUGUCGGCGAACUGGGAAUACACCAAAUUAUGUAUAUAGUAAAUACAAAUUCAACAAUGAUUACUCAGGUGCUGUGCUGGCAAAUAGAUUAACCAAAGUCAAUGGUUGGAGCGUUCUUCUAAUAGAAGCUGGCGAUUAUGAAACAAUUCUAACAGACGUGCCUGUGUUGGCCGCCAACCAUCAACUUUCCAAGAUUGAUUGGAAUUUUACGACCGAACCUCAGGAUACAGAUGUUGUACUCAUUUGAUAAACAGAGAUUUGACAGUCUUGUAAAG